Messenger RNA from Cutaneotrichosporon oleaginosum, 1155 nucleotides. The record is from RefSeq and is a predicted model, not a curated record. NCBI's taxonomy places the organism in Eukaryota, Fungi, Basidiomycota, Tremellomycetes, Trichosporonales, Trichosporonaceae.
CCCACCUACACAGCCGAGACACGACAUGAGCGACGAGGAGCGCAAGCCUCCCGCCCGCGGCGGAUUCACGCUGGACGGCCGUCCCGUGGAGGACGCGCUGCCCGAGAACUGGGGGCGGCCUGAGCGGCGCGAAGGCCGCAUCGGCGAGUGGGGCGGGAGCUCUCCGCGCCACUCGCCGAAGAAGGACGGCGCCGAGUCAUACAUUGGCGGCGAGAAGAGUGGUUUGGCGGUGCAGAACCCCGACCAGGGGCGCGGCGAGGGCGGCGAGGAGGGUAUCGUGUCGGAUAUUCUGCGGCAGGCCGCGAGCCACGGGCCGGCGGAGGAGCCGCGUCCACAGCAUCCUUGGGGCCGGCUGGGGCACACGCUGGGUUCGGACGAGGUGGACUCUGUGCAGGUCGGCGAGGGCGAGGAGGAACACGGGGAGACGCAGACGCGCACCCUCACCUUCUGGGCGGACGGUUUCAGCAUCGAGGAUGGGCCGCUGCACGCGUACGAUGCGCCGGGCAACCGCGAGCUCCUGCAGGCUAUCCAGGCGGGUCGGGCGCCUAUGAGUUUGUUCGACGUACGCUUCGACCAGCCGCUCCAGAUUGUCGUGCAGCAGCGCACGGGAGAGAAGUACGCUCCGCCGCCCAAGGUGUUCCGCUCGUUCGGGGGCGAGGGCAACCGUCUUGGCUCCAUCACUCCCGAGAUCUCGGGUGCCAACACCCCCGUCAACGCCACCAGCCCCGUCCCCGGCUCCUUCUCCUCCUUCCCCUCUGCUGCGUCUGCAGCUCCUUCUGCAUCCAAGCAGGAUGCCAAGAUUGAGGUCGAUGCGUCCAAGCCCACGACAAACGUGCAAGUUCGUCUUGCCGAUGGGUCUCGCCUCGUUGUCCGCGUCAACCUCACGCAUACCGUUGGUGAUCUCCGCAACUACAUUGACGCGGCGCGCCCCACCGACCGCGAGUACAUCCUCCAGACGACGUUCCCGCCGCGCGAGCUGCCAGACAACGAGACGGUGGAGCAAGCUAAGCUGCAGAACGCUGUCGUCAUUCAGCGCCUCAAGUAGGGUGUGCAUCACGUCGUUUUUCCUCUGUACAUCACAGCAUCACACCAGACACUUGUUGAUAUCCUUCAUGCUCCACACAGUCGAUGCUACAUAUACGCCCCGCCGCGACC